AUGGAAAUAGCUGGAAUUGAACAAGAUACCUACAUCCUGAAUAUUCUGAUAAAUAGUUUCUGCCAGAGUUCGCACUUGCGUUUUGCUUUGUCUACAUUGGCCAGAAUGGUGAAAGCUGGCCAUAAGCCUGAUAUGUUCACGUUUACCCCGUUGCUCAGGGCUUUUUUUCUUCAGAAAAAAUCUUCUGAUGCAUUAGCUUUUCUUGAGAAUAUGAAGGCUAUGGGUUGCAAACCAAAUGUUGUGGCAUAUAACACUGCCUUUAGUGGUCUGUUUGACAAUAAAAUGAUUCCUCAAGUGGACGUUCUACUGGAUCAAAUGGAUGAAGAGGGUUGUCAACCAAAUGCAGUUACUAAAUCUGCAAUUGUCAGCGGAUUCUGCAAGAGUGGUCUUACUGAAACUGCUAUAAGGUUUCUUAGAAUACUGGAGGAAGACGAAGACAACGACGAAGAGGUCAGUGUUGUCUUGUACAGUCUCAUUAUCGACUCUCUCUGCCAAAACAAACAACUAGAGGAAGCACGGGAGCUUCUCGAUGAAAUGGAAACAAAGGGGAUAAAACCAAACGUUUUUACUUGCAACUCUGUAAUAAGCUGCCAUUGUCAGCAUAGCAGAUGGGAUGAAGCCUUAAUAGUGCUGAGGGGAAUGUUUGAGAUGAAGAUCACACCAACAGCCACCACGUAUAAUAUUCUGAUGGAUUGUAUAGCUCCGGAUGCUUCUACCUAUACCUCUUUGAUCAGUUAUUACUGUAAGAAAAGACGCCUAGGAAGACUAGUUGAUGCAAUGCAACUGUUUCAUGAGAUGUCGCAUCAGAGAGACUUUGCUCCCAACUUAGUCACUUACACUAUUUUAAUUCAAGGUUGUUGCAAAGCAGGCGAUGCAGAUAAAGCCCUCGAAUUUAUUGAGAUGAGUAGGGAGAUUACUGGAGAUCCUUUUUUCUACAAUGUAUCGUUAGGUUGUCUUUUCACUGCUGGCAAAAUCGACCAGGCCUUGGAGAUGUUUGAGCUUGUGGAAAAAAUGAAAAUGAGUAACGAUAUCAUAUAUACCACGGUUAUCAACGGGUUGUACAAGGCUAGUAGAAAGGAUGAAGCAUGGGAUUUUUUUUGUAGCCUCUUGCGAAAAGGAGUGAAGCUCGACGUUAAGGUGUAUAAUUGCAUCAUCCACUGGUUGUUGAAUCAUAAAGACCUGUCUGAAGCAAAGAAAUUGGCUGAAAAGAUGAAGGAGGAUGGGCCUGCGCCUAAUGAGGAUACAUACAAUAUACAGAUUCGGGGAUGCCUUAAGUCUAAAUUUGAAGCUGAAGUACCUGCCCUCGUCAAGCUCAUGAAAGCAGAUGGAUUUAACCCACAAAUCAACACAUUUAGAUUGGUUUUGAAUAUGUUUAAACAGGGGAAGUUGGGCCAAAGUUUUCUGGAUUCAUUUGGCAAAAGCAAAUGGGAUUGA
Molecule: messenger RNA, 1434 nt
Organism: Camelina sativa (false flax)
Lineage: Eukaryota; Viridiplantae; Streptophyta; Magnoliopsida; Brassicales; Brassicaceae
Source: RefSeq, a predicted model, not a curated record